Molecule: messenger RNA, 477 nt
Organism: Quercus robur (English oak)
Lineage: Eukaryota; Viridiplantae; Streptophyta; Magnoliopsida; Fagales; Fagaceae
Exons: 1
Coding region: 1-477 (158 amino acids)
Source: RefSeq, a predicted model, not a curated record
AUGGCUGUCUAUUCUAAGGACGAAGCCUUGAUGUGUAAGGUAUUCCCAUCCAGUCUGGGACCCGUGGCAAUGAGAUGGUUCGACGGCCUAAAGGUAGAUUCCAUAGGUUCCUUCAAGGAGUUCACUCGGGCAUUUGACUUUCGUUUUAUUACAUGUACCAGGGUCCCUCGACCCUUAGACUCCCUACUGUCUUUGUCCAUGCGAGAAGGGGAGAGCUUGAAAGCAUACUCAAACAAGUACUGGGAGACAUAUAAUGAGAUAGAUGGUGACUUUGAUGACGUCACCAUCAGUACUUUCAAGAGUAGCCUCCCAACCAAGCAUGGUUUAAGGAAGUCCCUAACAGGAAAGCCUAUCACUAGCCUAUGCCAACUCAUGGACCGGAUUGACAAGUAUAAAAGGGUUAAGGAAGACCAGCAACUGGGUAAAAGAAAGGCUAAGGUUAUCCCUCAGGAAAUGAGGGAUUUCAGGUCAGACUGA